AUGUCCACCACGCUCAUCGUCACCGCGUUCAAUGACGAGGAAAAGGCGGAGAUUAGAGCUCUGUGCGCGUCGUUGGACGUGCGGUUGGAUGAGUCCCACGGCCUGGGUGAUGCCUUCGACGUGUGCGUGGCGAAGACGACGACCUCGAUGAAGUACGACGAGGCGAGACAGAUGCGGAAACCAAUCGUGACGCUGGAUUGGUUGCGCGCGAGCGCAAAGGCGAGGCGGUUGAUCGAGAUGGAUAGAUACAAAGCGCCGCCGUUGAUGGGGUGCGUCGUGUCCAUCACGGGAUUCACAGAUUUGACGGUUCGGUCGGCGCUUCAGAAGAGGGUGGAGGCAAACGGGGGGAUAUAUUCACCGGACCUGGUGUGCGAUAAGUGCACCCACUUGAUUGCGGCGAAACCCGAGGGACAGAAGUAUGAGGUAGCGAAAACUGAGUCAGAGAGAGGAAAGUCGCUCGUUAAGAUUGUGAGCGAAAAGUGGUUGGACGAUUGCGUGCGGUUAGGGGAGAAGGCCAGCGAGGAUCGAUAUCAAGUGGUGGAGAGAGUCGUCGCCGCGCCGCAAGAGCCGAAAUGGGUGCCACCGCCGCUGCUAGAGGAUGACACACCGUGGGAUUCGCAUUAUUUAUUCGGAUGUCGAAUUUGCUUGGUGGGAUACGAUGACUACGGGCCUGAGGAUUCCCAAACAAAGAAGAAUUUGAUGCAAAAGGAUGCGUUUGAGAUCACGAAGAUGGUUCGUCUUGGCGCUGGUAUCCUCACUAAGGAUUUAGAUAGGGCGACGCACAUAGUCCUGAGCCGGAAUGCGAGCUUCAGAGCUUAUCACAGCGUGAGGAUGGCUAAAGAUCGCUGCCUCACCGAUACAUGGUUGUACAACUGCACCGCGGAGAGAAAGUGUCUGCCUUCGGAGGACAAUCUCAUCUCGGAGAAAGUCUGGGAGAAGGUCGGCAAGGCUAUGACUCAGCUUCGUCGAAACGAGACAUCGUCGGUUUCGCUGAACUCGGGCGGUAAUCGGGAUGUGUCGGAAGAGCUUGUGCGCGAGAAUCGUGUGAGUCGGUUGAACCCAGCUAUGGCUGCACCACAGCAAGAAGUUCGUGAGCCAGAGGUCGUGACCAGGGAGCAAAAUCCUCUUGCUCGGGAGAACCUUACUCGUACCUGUGUGCCUGAAACUCACAACACGAUUGGAACUGAACUACCCGCUACAGAGGUCGUUCGAGGCGACAUUCAGGCCGAGUCAGGCGAUCCAGGCUCGAUUAAUGUGCCCUUCAUCGACAAGCAAAUGGCGCUCUCUGCGCUGUUACCGGAAGAUGAAGCGUCGACGGCGCGAGAAAUCAUUAGUCAGGGCGGCGGAAGAGUGAUUGAUUCGCGCACUGGCAGAGAAUUCAUGACGGCUGACUUCAUGGUAUGCCCAUCGAUGCCAGGUGCAGAAGAGCGACGGAUGUUGGCAAAGAUGGCAAUCGGUAAGACGCAGCUCGUGACAUGCUUUUGGCUGGAAGAGUGCUUGCACCAGGGUAAGAUCAUCGACGUGAUGAACUCUGUGGCGUAUCGACCGCUCGAAAGCGACCUACCGGAAAUGAACGAUGUUCACAUCAGCACAUCGCAAUACGAUGAGAGCGUGAAACGCGCUAUUCGAUACAUGUGCGCACUUGUCGAUGCCAAGUACUCUGAUCGCCUAACUCGAACACAGAACACCCACUUGCUCACGCCGAUCGCUUCUGGUGCGAAGUAUAAAGGUGCUUCGGAGUGGGGUCACAUAAUCACCACAGUCGAGUGGUUGGAGAACUCCAUCAAGAUUGGCAAGCGUCUCAAAGAGUCCGAUUUUGUUCCUAGGUCUGAUCCCGAGCGGCACGCGGACUCGCAAGCCGAGCCAGAUCAACGUACCAAGUCGUUUCCUCAGGUUGGAAGGGAUCUCUCUGCUUUACUGCAAACGUCUGACGCGAAUGUGUUGACACCGAACAGCAUCACAAAGAGUACUCCGAGCACCGACAGCCGAAAGCGCAAGUCUGCUGACCUCCGCGGGAAGACUCCACUUUCUCGUAAGUCCUCCGGGACGACUCCUGGAAGUAAACGCCUGAAAACUCCGAACAGUAGAGCAAAAGCGACUGAACAGCUGUACAACGAGGUCAUGGAGAAGAUGGAAGAGCAAGAAGAAAGACAGAGACUGCAACCGAUGCCAACUGAACCCAUCAGUUUCCCGCCGCCAACGCUGGUUGCCGCACGAAACGCGACGGGGAUUUCAAGUUUGCAGCUCACUCAGCAGGAAAAGCACGAAACGCAGGUGGGAUACGCGGAUUUCAAGCGGAACUCACCGAGAAAGUCUCCUCGCGCACGACUCGAUGGAACGGACAAGCUGAACACAUUGUUCUCCACGUCCACCAAUGCGACGACCACGAGGAGCAUCACCUCGCAAGGCGAUAACCCAAGCGAGUGGAUUUAG
Messenger RNA from Ostreococcus tauri, 2433 nucleotides. RefSeq names its product BRCT domain. The record is from RefSeq and is a predicted model, not a curated record. The transcript has 2 exons. Gene Ontology annotation, biological process: DNA replication initiation; mitotic DNA replication checkpoint signaling; mitotic G2 DNA damage checkpoint signaling. Bases 1 to 2433 code for a protein of 810 amino acids. Lineage: Eukaryota; Viridiplantae; Chlorophyta; Mamiellophyceae; Mamiellales; Bathycoccaceae.